AUGACCCGGUCGCCCACCUUUCUCGGCCUUCCUGCUGAAAUCCGCCUCCAAAUCUACCACUGGGUGUAUUUUGACCAUGCAGUUCAGCAUGCGGAGCUCGACCCGGGCUAUCUUAUUCCUCCAAAGAGCGUCUACAUGACGAGACCAAUUCGCACAGACCCACCAGCACAACUCAGCCUUGGUCAAACUUCCUCGGAAGACAACUCCUCGUCAAGCCUUUCAGCCACAUCCAAUCAGCACGACGACGCCCUUUUAUCUCAGAACCGACCAAUCUCUCGCAUACCUACUUCAUUAUUGGUCGUAAACAAACAGGUAUAUCUGGAAGCAAGGGGUGUGCCGUUUUUGGAGAACGAGUUUGUGUUUGUGAACUGGUUCUCGUCUGGCUUGUCGUCAGCCAAGGCUUUUAUCGCCGUCUUAGCACCAUGGCAGCGAGCACUCCUGCGAUAUGCCAGACUGGAAGCAUUACUAACCGACUUUCGAGAGAGCGAGCGCGAAAAUUGCACUCGUCUCUGUCGAUUACUUUCACUUGGACUCUGGGGCCUGAGACUGAGGGUCCAGGAGAGAGACACCCUAUCCAACUCAUCCGGGUCAGAAAACAAUCACCAAGCCAACAUCAGUUCCACCAUUGAGUCCUCUUGGAAACUCAUAGCAUCGGCGCUGGUAGAGAUUAAAGCCUUGAGAUGGCUCGAGGUAGAGCUGAGUAUUGCGGGAUGGAGUGAUGCUCAGAAAACACUUUGGUGCAGAAGCGUUGAGGAUUUUGUAAAUAGUACGAAAACGGAAACCGAGAGACGUCUACGUGUUAUUUGUGUAGAGACAGAAAUAAGGCAAUAA
This is a messenger RNA of Ilyonectria robusta, 831 nucleotides long. RefSeq lists its product as uncharacterized. The record is from RefSeq and is a predicted model, not a curated record. Bases 1 to 831 code for a protein of 276 amino acids. NCBI's taxonomy places the organism in Eukaryota, Fungi, Ascomycota, Sordariomycetes, Hypocreales, Nectriaceae. The transcript has a single exon.